CCUUUGCUAAACGCUUUCCGGUCCUUGUUUGAAAAAAAAAAAAAAAAAAAAAAAAAAAAAAAAACAAUGGACUGGACGUACGGCUCGGGCGCGCCUAAGAGUCACCCGAAUCCCAGCAGCUACGCUACCGGCAGAGACGUGCCGACUAGCUACGGCUACGAAAUAAACCCCAACCAUCCUCCUCCUGGAUUCCCCUGCGCUUUCCCCUCUCCGCAACCCCCUCCCAUGGGCUACUUCCCCAACGUUCCGCCUCCGCUUCCGACUUACCAACCAGUGGUCCAGAAUGUCAACUGGGACGCACCAAAAACUGAUUUGCGGGCACCCAGCGAGUUUUUUCACGACUCUCCCGUGGAUGAAAAUGCUCUCCAGAGGAAGCAGGACGAACAAUGGUUAGGUUGUUUCUUACAGCGAAGAACCAGGAAAACUAAAGAAGAUUCUCGGACGGCACAGUCGAAAUCUCCCCUCGAUUUUGGAGGCGUCUUACGUGACGCCGCGCGUCUUGCAUCCCGACUGUCCGAAUCCUGCCAAAAGCUUACGGGGAACCUCGGCGACGACAGCGUUGUUUGGGCCGCUGCUUACGGGGACGCCUUACGCCUAAAACAGGACCUCCAGAAUAAAUUAUCGAGCCUGACGGACGCUUUUGAUGCUAAAAAGCGUCACGUCGCGAAGGUGCGAGAGCGGCGGCUCAAAAGCAAGCGAAAAGCCGAGAUGUUCCGAGCCGAGCGGGAGGCGCGGCGAGCCGAGAAGGAGAGCGCCGUCGACAAAUGGCGGCUGCAACAGAUCCACCGGGCAGAGGAGGAGAAGAAGGAGCGCGAGCUGCAACUGGCGGCCGACUCGGUCCUGUGCGAGGUGCGCAAGAAGCAAAGCGAUAUAAAGCGCAUGCAGGACGUCCUGCGCUCGCUGGAGAAGCUGCGGCGCCUGCGCAAGGACGCCGCCGCCCGCCGGGGCGUCGGCACCGGGGAGGGCGAGGACGCGGCGUUCCAGCGCCAACUGGACGGGCUGCGGCGCGUCACCAAGGCCAGGACCCUCAUUUACACAGCGGAGGAGAAGGCGCUGACAGUGAUGCUGGACAGCGUGCAGGAGGAAGAGCGGCGCGCCCUCAGGAAGGACAGGGAGCGCCGGCACAAGCACAAAAUGGACGCCAUGCUGUUCGGCGAGGAGGCGCCCGCCAACGCCGCCCUCAAGCCGUUCGCGGACUACUACGCCCAAGCCGAGUCCUCGCUGCACGCUUUGCUUCACGUACGACGCCAGUGGGACGUCUUCCUGGUGCCGGAUGAUCAUUGUGACGGGACGUCGAUCCCGCCGGGUUGGAUCGUGCCCGAGCCGCCGUCGCACCCUGCCUGGGCAGCCGCUCUGGUGGAAUGAUCAUCUACCAAAAUGUUUUUUUGUUUUUGUUGUUUUUCUUUUUUUUUUUUUUCAAUCAUAGAGUCAGAAAGUAUAAAAAAAAACGGCAGUUUGGCAGAUAGUACUUCACUUGUAUGUAAAGCAACCAAUCAUCGUUGCUUAGUGAAAGUCAGCUUAGCUUAAUGCUAACAAAACUGAAAAAUGUCCUAAGCGAUCAAGCAUCGAUGACGUAUACCCCUUCAAGCAGUGGACAUUUCAAGACAAAUCAAGGCGCAACACAUGUAGACAGACAAUAUAACAAUACUACUGUUGGUUAUUUUUUUGGUUCUCAACUGAAAAACAUUUAAUAGUUCUGAAGCUGACGGCACGGUGAAUCGGCUAGUAAACCGUCGGCCCCACCGUUCUGAGGACCCAGGGUUCGAUCGCGGUCCCGCCUGUGUCGAGUUUGCAUGUUCUCCCCGUGCCGGCGUGGGUUUCCUCCGGGCACUCCGGUUUCCUCCCACAUCCUAAAAACAUGCAACAUUUAUUGGACACUCUAAAUUGCUCCUCGGUGUGAUUGUGAGUGCGGUGUUUGUCUCUAUGUGCCCUGUGAUUGGCUGGCAACCAGUUCAGGGUGUGCCCUGCCUCCUGCCCGUUGAUCGCUGGGAUAGGCUCCAGCACUACUUGCGACCCUCGUGAGGAUAAGCGGCAAAGAAAAUGGAUGGAUGGAGUACUGCGGGUGACUGAGAAGUUGUGGCCAUCUACAUGUUUGUUCCCCAAACCUCUUGUCCUGUACGUCAGGGGUGUGAAACUCAUUUUUGUCUCGGGGUUUCCCUCAGAGGGCCGCUCUGACUGUGAAACCAUAAAAAUCUUUAACCGCCUCAUCAUAUUUUCACACAAAAUUGAUGAACUCGUUAUGGAAUCAGAAAUCAAGCGUAAUGAGUUUUUUAACUAUUGUUGUUUGGCGACACAAAAAUGCUUGUGAUAUCUCACCGGGCCCCCGGGCCUUGAGUUUGACACCUGUGCCUCCGAGUGUCAUUGCCCCACAGAUCAGAAUGAACACAUUUCCUACCACUAGUUACAUUCUCUGUAAUUAUUGCUUCUUGUGUGUAGGUAGGGUGAAUUAUGAUUAUGAUUUUUUUUGUGAUGAGAAUAGAAUAGAAUUAUGGCAUUUCCAUUCAUUUGAGUUUAGAUGCGACUUCAGUGAUCAUAUGUGCGGUUAUUAAAAAGGUUUUCCUGACUGGAAUAGAUGAUGUCUUUUUUCAUGAUUUAAUAAUAAUUGUGUAAUGAUGGCAGAAAAUGGCUUGCGCGCCCUUUAACAUCCCAAUUUAAGAACAGACAAGGUGCUACUUUUUUUUUUUUUUUAAUUGUAAAAAUGCAAGUUGACACAAUAAUCUGUCAUUUUAUUCAUUUUUAAAAACUAUAUUUACACAUUUCUAGGUGAUUCUCUACAUGUAUCUUUUGACUGCUUUCUGUAAGAUUCUUCAAAUGUGUUUUUGAAUUGUAAACCAAAUAUUUUUGGGGAAGGCUCCAUGCCACGCCCAACCCUAAUGAGGAACUCUUAAUUUAUAAUCCGAUUAUUUUAUUAUAUGUGUGGGGUUUUAUCGUAUUACAAUAGAAAAUUGAUAACUUCCCGCGGCUCUUGUGAGGAUAAGCGGUUAAGAGAAUGGAUAGAUGGCUAAAUUGUAAAUGUCAACCGCAAUGUGUUCUUGUGACCACACGGGGGAGCUGUUCGCCCUCGGGACAAGUGCGUUUUUCUCGAGGAGUAUAUCACGUGAUAGAUGUAGCCAAACUCCGCCCACAAAUAUUAAAUUUGCCAACAACGUGCUUAUUUU
Molecule: messenger RNA, 3158 nt
Organism: Syngnathoides biaculeatus (alligator pipefish)
Lineage: Eukaryota; Metazoa; Chordata; Actinopteri; Syngnathiformes; Syngnathidae
Gene: pdcd7
Product: programmed cell death 7
Exons: 1
Coding region: 67-1365 (432 amino acids)
Source: RefSeq, a predicted model, not a curated record